GCGAGUGUACGAGGAGUGCGUUUGGUAACUGCGAGUCUAAAUGGCGGAUGCGGAGAAGAAGCCGUACCUGGAACAAUAACAUUUGAGUUCCUUGUGUAAAAACGGUGCGAGGCGGAUCUGCGUUAGUGACACAGCGCUUCUGGGUGAAGGAGAGGCCGCGCACAUGAAGCUAGGCGUUAGUUACGAGUUUCGGAUUUGUCAGAUUUGAGUGAGAGAGGCUUUGCAGCGAUCUUGCUAAUAGCUAAUUUCAACGGGUGUUUUUUUGGAGCACGGGAAAAAGAAGCUCACUCUCUUCAUGGUGGUUUUAUGAAUAUGGGCGACUCUCUGGGUCUGAUCGGGAAAAGACUGCUUCUCCUUCUGAACGACGGCGGAGGAGGGGGAGGAGGAUGUGCUGCUGGUACAGCUAGCGCUGCUAAUCAGAGCGCCGUGCAGGCGGAAUGGCUCCGGGGGACCGUCCGGGCAGUCAGCGUCACCGGGCUGGCGAGUCCCGGGGUUGAGCUUCUGCUAAGAGGAUGUCAGUAUCAGGUGUUCCUGGAGUUUGAGGACAACCCAUGGAGGCAGCGCUCCUGGGUGCAACUGUACGGCGAAGAAGUCCGAGCCGCUAUGUUGGAAAAAAACAUCAUGUGGGCUCCCGUAAGCGACUCGUCCGUUCCCGCAGCCGGAGGAACGUCUCCUAGUCACUGGCCCGCCCUGAUGUUUCAACCGCUCGUGGACCGUGUAGGACUGGGACCCACGGUUCCUGUUGUGUUUUUCGGAACAAGAAAGCUGGAGUUUCUCUCCGGUGGAAGUUCACUGCAGAGAUUUGAGGUUGAGAAAGAUAUGAGGCAUCCACUCCUGCAGGAGCAUCCAGCACUCCAGACGGCCAUCGGCAGCUGGCACAGAGACGCCGAGCUACAGGAUAUAUUAAAACAAGGGACGUUCACGAUCCAGGGCCGAAGGGUGCAGGUGUACCAGCCGGAGUUUGAAGACCCAUGGGCGCAGGGGCUUGUGUCUCAACACGAUCCUGUCAAGCACAUUAUGGAGAUAACCAUGGACCAGAGAAAAGAGACAGAGGUAGUUGAUCCACGGGUCAUUCAUGUGAUGCUCGCUGUGGAGCCGAAAGAUGAGGAUCGACGAAGAAAAGAGUCAGACGGUGCAAAGGGUGAGUGCGGGCGCCGACGUCGGACAGCUUCCGAAGGAGACGAGGACGUGACCUUAAAGCGUUUCAAGGGAACGGGGGAGGUUGAGCCAAACGGGCAGAGCGACACCAGUCCUGUCACAGCGGACUCCGAGUCGGCGGACUAUUCCAAUCCCAGAUCUACUGGGGUCAUCAAGGAGAAUGGAAACCUCGGCCUGAGCCAAGAUAAAACGGCUUCUCUGACAUCCGCAUCAAUUCCCACAUCCACCUUGACUCCGCCGCCUCUGAAACCUGCUCCGUCUGCCUUCUCUACCACAUUUCCCUCUCUGGGUCAGAUGCCUAGUUUGGUGCCCGGAGCUCCUGCACCCAAGGUCGCUCCCACAACCCUGGGCCCUGAAAGGGAUGACGGAGUUCUUUCAGCCUUUCCCAGAUCUGCUCCUCUGAUAUCCCCAGGGCCUGUCACUAUCUCUUCUCCCUCACAGGACAACGCUCCCAGCAUUGUCCUUUCUGCAAACCCAGAACUUAACCAGCAAGUACCAGUUUGGGGGUCGCUCCCAGAAGCAAGCCAGACACCCAAGACGGCCACCCUCGCUGCUGUAGUAGUCAGUCCUUCCCAGCCUAAGCAGCCCAGCGGCGCUGUUUUUGGUGAUGUGCCUGCUCAGACAAACGGAGCUUCCCAGGAGAACAAGGAACCGUUUGGAUUUUAUUUUAAUAAACCGCAAGAACCUCAACAGCAGGCAUCUGAUCAGUCACAGAACUUAUUCUUUCAGUGUAUGUCGCAAAGGCAGUCUCCGAGCCCAGGUAUCACUCAAGGCCAGUCAAAGGACACUAACUACUUCACAGCCUUGGCGAAAAACGUCAAGGAGCCACCAAGCCUUUUCAAGCCUGCCGCUGCUUCUGAUGGUCUAAAAAAGGCUGUUGUUGCCUCUGCGUCUGCAGGACUGUUUGGAUCUGCACCAGCUGGUGCCCUGGCAUCUGUGAAAGAGCAGCCCAAAGUGCCUGAUAUCAAGCCAGCAGGUAAUGGAAUUCUCAUAAACAAGUCUUUCGGAGUGGGAGGAGACACACUGGGUAAAUUGUCCCCUGGUUUUCCAUCAGCUGGUAGCAGCAGCAGCAGCCCUGUUUUAGGUUCAGGGGACAUUUCGAAACCUGCCUUAGGGCUCGGGAAUCCCCUGGGUAUGGGCUCAUCUGCACUGAAUAACCCUGGUGCUGGGUUGAGAAAUGCUACAAGUGCUAGCCCUGCUAGUGGAUUUGGUCUGCUUGCAGGCGGCAAAGGUUCAGAAUCUCAUGAGAACCUCUUCCUGGCAGCCUCGAAAGAGGCUAAUUCAUUUCUCGCUUAUACCGGAGCAGUUUCGAAUAGUCCGUUUAGUGGGGUGACCACUCCGAACCCGUCCUUAACAGCGUCUGCUACUCAGCCUUCAGGCAGCACCGGCAUUCCUAACCAAAAUCCACCUGCCCCUGAUGGCCAGUCGAAUUUAUUCACCAUGGUCGAGCCUCCCAAAGGAAUCCUAUCUUCCCAGUUCGCUAGCUCUUCUUCUUCUUCUUCUUCUUCCUCCUCUUCUUCCGCAUCUUUUAUGUCGCAGCUUAAAGAGAACCAAGUGCUCAAGCAUAAUAUUGAUAAUAAUAAUAAAGAGGCCGCCAAUGGCGGGACCGGAGCCUUAGUCGACUCUGACGGCGUGGUCGCAGAGGGUCAAGCAUCCCCCGUGCCCUUUGACCAGGUGUCGCAGAAGUUCUCUCUGGAUGAGCGCGGUCAAUCGAGCAAACGGGACUCGGAUUCCAGCUCGAACAGCGACCUGUCUGACUUGAGCGAGGCUGAAGACGCUACGGAUCAAACCCAAAAGCCUGGCAUGCACUCGGGAUCUACGGAUGCGGCCGACAUACAGAUGAUCAAAGCCCAGGUGGCUAAGAGCAGACCCAGGAGCAAACCUUUUAAAGCUGGUCAGUCAGUACUGAAGGACCAGAGUAAGGUGCGACGUCUUAAACAGUCCGGUGAAGCCUUCCUGCAGGAUGGAUCCUGCAUAAACGUUGCUCCGCACCUGCACAAGUGCAGAGAGUGUCGUCUCGAGCGUUACCGUAAGUCCCGUGAGCAGGAUUUGGAGGAUGAUGACCCCAACGUGGCCUGUCGCUUCUUCCACUUCCGUAGGCUAGCGUUCACGAAGAAGGGAGUGCUACGCGUGGAAGGUUUCCUGACGCCGCAGCAGAGUGACAGCAUGGCCAUGGGAUUAUGGCUGCCUUCCCCAAAUGCACAGGAUGCCCUCGACCUGGACACAUCCAAGUACAUCCUGGCCAACGUAGGCGACCAGUUCUGCCAGCUUGUCAUGUCCGAGAAAGAGGCCAUGAUGAUGGUGGAACCUCACCAGAAGGUGGCCUGGAAGCGGGCAGUCAGGGGUGUGAGGGAGAUGUGUGACGUCUGCGAGACGACGCUCUUUAACAUCCACUGGGUGUGUCGCAAAUGUGGCUUCGGCGUGUGCCUAGAUUGUUAUCGCCUACGGAAGAGCCAGCCUCGAGACGCUGUGGACGAAGGCCCAGAAGAUGAAGUCUUCUCCUGGCUAAAGUGUGCGAAAGGCCAGCCUCAUGACCCCCAGAACCUCAUGCCCACCCAGAUUAUACCUGGCACAGCACUGUACAAUAUUGGGGACAUGGUACACGCGGCACGAGGCAAGUGGGGAAUUAAAGCUAACUGUCCCUGUGCCAGCCGGCACAGCAAACCUGCAGCGCGGCCCAGUGCGCCCAACGGCCUUGCACAAUCAGGUACAGCCUCUAACCCAGGAAACGGGACCGCAUCUACUUCAACGACACCUCGUCCAGACGGGGAUCCUGUGACAGCUGUGACAGUGAAAGUGGAACCCGGUACAGAGGGAAACAGUGCUGAUGUGUCUGGCACCAGCAGUGCUAACAGCAGCACACCCGGGCCUGCCAAUGCCCUUACUCCUGGUUCUAAAGAUAUCAAGGGUAACUCCUCCUCUGCUCUGCACUGGCUGGCUGACCUGGCCACACAGAAGGCUAAAGACGACUCUAAAGACUCUGGCUCCCUCCGAGCCAUGAUGAGUCGCGAUACUCGUUCUCCCUUCGGUCUGGACGCCUUCAACACUCUAUCCAAACCAGCAGGCACCACUCCUAAGCUCUUCAACAGCCUACUGCUGGGUUCCGGGCUGACCCAGCCCAAAGCCGAGGGCACCAGCCUGCGGGAUCUGCUCAACUCCGGGCCAGGCAAACUUCCCCAGGCUCCCGAGGGUGGAGUCCCCUUCCCGUCAGUAUUCUCCUCCUCAGCCGGGGCUGAUAAAGCGAAGGGAGGUCUACCUGCCAUCCUCGACCACAUCAUCGCAUCCGUGGUGGAAAACAAGAAGGCAGAGGGUCGCCGCAUCUCCGGCUCAACAGAGAGCAGCGAUUCGGGCAGCGUUGCGCGUAGAGAAGGCGUGAUGGGCCUGAGCGUGCUCGACCCCCACAACUCUCACACGUGGCUGUGCGAUGGCCGUCUCCUUUGCCUGCAGGACCCUAGCAACAGCAACAACUGGAAGAUCUUCCGCGAGUGCUGGAAACAGGGCCAGCCGGUGUUGGUGUCAGGCGUCCACAAGAAGCUUAACAGUUCUCUGUGGAUACCGGAUGCUUUCAGUAGCGAGUUCGGAGAUCAGGACGUAGACCUGGUCAACUGCAGAAACUGCGCAAUCAUCUCUGACGUCAAGGUCCGGGACUUUUGGGACGGCUUCCAGGUCAUCUCCAAACGGUUGCGAGGUCUUGACGGGCAGGCGAUGGUACUGAAACUCAAAGACUGGCCACCCGGAGAAGAUUUCCGAGACAUGAUGCCUACACGGUUUGAUGACCUUAUGGAUAAUCUUCCUCUACCUGAGUAUACAAAGAGAAACGGACGACUGAACUUGGCAUCUCGUCUUCCUAACUUCUUUGUGCGGCCAGAUCUGGGCCCCAAGAUGUACAAUGCCUACGGUCUGUUAUCAACAGAGGACAGGAAGUACGGCACCACCAACCUGCAUCUGGACGUGUCCGAUGCUGUUAACGUGAUGGUCUACGUGGGGAUACCCGAGGGAGAGGAUAAUCACGAAAAGGAAGCAGACCCCGCUGGAUAUAAAGAGGUGUCGAUGACCAUCGAGGAGGGCGACGUGGACGAGAUGACGAAGAGGAGGGUGUACGAGGCCAAGGAGAAGCCGGGAGCGCUCUGGCACAUCUACGCCGCAAAAGACGCAGAGAAAAUCCGUGAGCUCCUACGCAAGGUGGGAGAGGAGCAGGGCCAGGAGAACCCUCCAGACCACGACCCCAUCCACGACCAGAGCUGGUAUCUGGACCAGGUGUUGCGCCGGCGCCUGUACGAAGAGUACGGAGUUCAGGGCUGGUCCAUCAUCCAGUUCCUGGGGGAUGCCGUAUUUAUUCCAGCUGGAGCGCCUCAUCAGGUGCACAACCUGUACAGCUGUAUUAAGGUAGCGGAGGAUUUCGUCUCACCCGAGCACGUGAAACACUGCUUCAGACUGACGCAGGAGUUCCGGCAUCUUUCCACCACACACACUAACCACGAGGACAAGCUACAGGUGAAGAACAUCAUCUACCACGCUGUGAAGGACGCAGUGGGAACACUGAAAGCUCACGAGAUGAAGCUGGCCCGUUCAUAGUUCCACUUGCAGAGAGACUGUGUUAAUGGGCACUUAAAAUGAGUUUGUCGAGUGCCGUGUGCUCACAGAACACGCUCUGAAUUUGAGUCGUCUGUCAGCUUCGGCCUAGGAUGAAGGACGCACUUCAUCAGUGUUACAAACACCAUUUUUAUUUGUUUUGUUUUGUUUUUUACGACUCUGUUCAUUUUUCUCUGUAUCUAAAAUGUGUCUGUUUGUUAUUCUAAAUGUGGAACAUUUGUCAGACUGUUUAUUAAGAAGCCGAAGGAUCUUAAAAAAAAAAAAAAAAAAAACGGAUCAGCUUCUCCUGAGUAAAUGUGAGCACUGGGUUUAUUAUUUUUUUUCAGCUCUGUGUGAAAGAGGUAAAAGGAUGUCUAAAAAAAGAAAAAAAAAUAUGGUUGAGGUGGACAUAAGUUUUUGAAUGGAACUAGACCAAAGUUUUGUAUUUUUAGUUUAUAAUUUCAACUAAAAUAAAAUCAUCUUGGUCUUAUUUCCUUUUUUUAUAGGCCUUUAGGCAAUUUUGAUUCACUGAUGAACGCUAGGCUGGCAUUAAGAAAUGUUUGUUGAAAUAUUAAGAAUUCCAGUUAUAAAUUGCUGGUCAUUAAUAUGUAUCAAUAUGUAUUGAUCUUAGCUGUGUGUAUGAUUUUUCCAAAAUAAAGUUUACAAAAAAAAGUUGA
Messenger RNA from Clarias gariepinus (North African catfish), 6407 nucleotides. It is a transcript of the gene kdm3b, whose product is annotated as lysine (K)-specific demethylase 3B. Gene Ontology annotation, molecular function: transcription coregulator activity; chromatin DNA binding; histone H3K9 demethylase activity. NCBI's taxonomy places the organism in Eukaryota, Metazoa, Chordata, Actinopteri, Siluriformes, Clariidae. Bases 307 to 5733 code for a protein of 1808 amino acids. The transcript has 27 exons. The record is from RefSeq and is a predicted model, not a curated record. Gene Ontology annotation, cellular component: chromatin; histone deacetylase complex. Gene Ontology annotation, biological process: regulation of transcription by RNA polymerase II.